Molecule: messenger RNA, 1146 nt
Organism: Penicillium diatomitis
Lineage: Eukaryota; Fungi; Ascomycota; Eurotiomycetes; Eurotiales; Aspergillaceae
Product: actin-related protein ArpA
Exons: 3
Coding region: 1-1146 (381 amino acids)
Source: RefSeq, a predicted model, not a curated record
AUGGCAGAGGCAACCCUUCAUAAUGUACCGAUUGUCAUUGACAAUGGCAGUGGAACAAUUCGAGCCGGUUUUGCGGGCGAGGAAAUCCCAUCAUGCUAUUUCCCGUCCUUUGUUGGCCGACCGAAACACCCGCGGGUGAUGGCCGGUGGACUGGAGGGAGAUUCAUUCAUCGGCCAGCGCGCGCAAGACCUGCGCGGUCUUUUGAAGAUUCGAUACCCGCUCGAGCAUGGCAUCGUCACAAAUUGGGAAGACAUGGAAUCCAUAUGGCACUAUGUCUACGAGAACGAGCUCAAGACCCUCCCUGAAGAGCACCCCGUGCUUCUGACUGAACCACCUCUGAACCCUCGCGCGAAUCGUGAUAUGGCCGCCCAGCUCAUGUUCGAGGCAUUCAACGUGCCUGCUCUGUACACAUCUAUUCAAGCGGUCCUGUCACUAUAUGCGUCAGGGCGCACGACGGGUGUGGUGCUGGACUCGGGAGAUGGAGUCUCUCACGCGGUUCCCGUCUUUGAGGGUUUCGCCAUUCCCAACAGUAUCCGGAGAAUUGAUGUGGCCGGUCGCGAUGUGACUGAGCAAAUGCAAUUACUCCUGCGCAAAGCUGGCCAUGUCCUGCACACUAGCGCCGAGAAGGAAGUGGUGCGAAUGAUCAAGGAGAAAGUCUGCUAUGUGUCUCUUGACCCGAAGAGGGAAGAGAAGGAGUGGAUGAACAACUAUCACAAGUCGGACGCAAAGGGAAUCGAUUACACAUUACCCGACGGUCACAAGAUCAAGAUCGGGCAAGAGCGAUACCGUGCCCCUGAAAUCCUGUUCGACCCCGAGUUGAUCGGGCUCGAGUACCCCGGUGUCCAUCAGAUUGUACAAGACGCCAUCACCCGCACUGAUCUCGAUCUUCGCAAGUCAUUAUACUUGAAUAUUGUCCUCUCGGGCGGCUCCACGCUAUGCAAGAACUUCCCCGACCGAUUGAUGCGCGAAAUCAAGAGACUGGCCGUGGAGGAUAUGAAGAUCCGAAUCUCUGCACCGGCAGAACGCAAGUACACAACGUGGAUCGGCGGAAGCAUUCUCGCCGGUCUCAGCACAUUCAGAAAGAUGUGGGUGAGCGCGGAUGAGUGGCAUGAAGACCCCGAGAUUAUCUUCAAGCGAUUUGCCUAG